This is a messenger RNA of Grus americana (Whooping crane), 5407 nucleotides long. Its product is annotated as phosphoribosylformylglycinamidine synthase-like. The record is from RefSeq and is a predicted model, not a curated record. Gene Ontology annotation, biological process: 'de novo' IMP biosynthetic process. Gene Ontology annotation, molecular function: phosphoribosylformylglycinamidine synthase activity. Lineage: Eukaryota; Metazoa; Chordata; Aves; Gruiformes; Gruidae.
GAAUUCCACUUCCGCGCGCGCGCGGGUCAAAAACGUGGGUGCCCGGGGGGGCAAAGGCUGCGGAGCGCUGCGUGAUGCAGGUGCUGCGGUUCUAUGUGCGGCCGGGCCCCCCCGAGCAGGUGGGGGGUGCUGGGGGGGCCCCCCUGGGGCUGGGAUUGGGGUCCCCCCUGCGGGUGGCCCGAGCCGUGGAACCGGGGGUCACCGCUGUCACCUGCGAGCUCUGCUACUACCUGGCCUGGGACGGGGAGGACCCCCCCGACGCGGAGGAAAGCCGGAUCCUGCGCUGGGUCUUGGGGUCCCCCCUGGGGCAGGGGGAGGAGGUGGCCCCCCAAAGUUUCCUGCGCCCCCACGGCCCCCACCUGCUGCUGGAGAUCGGGCCCAAGCUGGGGGUCUGCACGGCCGCCUCCACCAACGCCGUCUCCCUCUGCCGGGCGGCCGGGCUGGGCCGGGUGCAGCGAGUGGAGCGAUCCCGGCGCCUCCUGCUCCAGUUCGAGGGGCAGCCGUCGCGGGGGGCAGCGGAGCGGCUGGGGCGGGCGCUGCGGGACCCCAUGACGGAGCAGCUGUACCCCGAGCCGCUGGCCACCUUCGAGGUGCCCGUGCGCCCCGUCCCCGUCACCACCAUCGACGUCCUGCGGGGCGGCCCCCCCGCCCUGGAGCAGGCCGACCGCGAGCUGGGCCUGGCCUUCGACCCCUGGGACGUGCAGUACUACACCCGGCUCUUCCGCACCGCCGGCCGCAACCCCACCUCGGUGGAGGCCUUCGACCUGGCCCAGUCCAACAGCGAGCACAGCCGCCACUGGUUCUUCAAGGGGCGGCUGGUGGUGGACGGGCAGGAGGAGCCGCAGUCGCUCUUCCAGAGCAUCAUGGGAACCCAGAGCUCCAGCAACCCCAACAACGUCAUCAAGUUCUCCGACAACAGCAGCGCCAUCCGGGGGGUUCCGGUGACGACCCUGUGGCCGCGGGACCCGGCCGAGCCGAGUUCUUUUGAGAAGAGGACGACCAUCCGGCACGUCAUCUUCACCGCCGAGACCCACAACUUCCCCACGGCUGUGGCCCCCUUCAGCGGGGCGACCACGGGGACGGGGGGCCGGAUCCGGGACGUGCAGUGCACCGGCCGCGGCGCCCACGUCAUCGCCGGCACCGCCGGCUACAGCUUCGGCAACCUGCUCAUCCCCGGCUAUGAGCUGCCCUGGGAAGACGGGGCGCAGCCGUACCCCAAAUCCUUCGCCCGCCCCCUGGAAAUCGCCAUCGGGGCCAGCGACGGCGCCAGCGACUACGGCAACAAAUUUGGGGAGCCCGUGCUGGCUGGUUUCGCCCGCUCCUUCGGGCAGGUGCUGCCGGGGGGGCAGCGGCGGGAGUGGAUCAAACCCAUCAUGUUCAGCGGUGGCAUCGGCGCCAUCGAGGACGACCACGUCCGUAAGGAGCCCCCCGAACCCGGGAUGCUGGUGGUGAAAGUGGGGGGCCCCGUGUACCGCAUCGGCGUCGGGGGGGGGGCCGCCUCCUCCAUCCAGGUGCAGGGGGACAACGCGGAGGAGCGGGACGCGGGGGCGGUGCAACGGGGGGACCCCGAAAUGGAGCAGAAGAUGAACCGGGUGCUGCGGGGGUGCAUCGAGAGCGGGGGGGGGAACCCCAUCUGCAGCAUCCACGACCAGGGGGCUGGCGGCAACGGGAACGUCCUGAAGGAGCUCAGCGAGCCGGCGGGUGCCGUCAUCUACGCCAGCCGCUUCCAGCGGGGGGACCCAACGCUGAGCGUGCUGGAGCUGUGGGGCGCCGAGUACCAGGAGUCCAACGCGCUGCUGGUGCGACCGCCCCGGCUGGGGCUGCUGCGGCGUCUGGCCGCCCGCGAGCGCUGUCCCCUCUGCGUGGUGGGGACCGUCACCGGGGACGGGCGGAUCGUGCUGGUGGAUGACCUGGAGGCGCCGGUGCCCGAGGGGGGGUCCCACGAGGGGCUGCCCACCCCCGUCAACCUGGAGCUCGAGUGGGUGCUGGGCAAGAUGCCCCGCAAGGAGUUCGUGCUGCAGCGGGUGGCCCCCACCCUGCGCCCGCUGGCGCUGCCCCCGGGGCUGUCGGUGCGGCAGGCGCUGGAACGGGUCCUGCGGCUCCCGGCCGUGGCCAGCAAGCGCUACCUCACCAACAAGGUGGACCGCUCGGUGACGGGGCUGGUGGCCCAGCAGCAGUGCGUGGGGCCCCUGCACACGCCGUUGGCCGACGUGGCUGUGGUGGCCCUGUCCCAUUUCGACACGGUGGGGGCGGCCACGGCGCUGGGCGAGCAACCCAUCAAGGGUCUGCUGGAUCCGGCCGCCGGCGCCCGCCUGGCCCUCACCGAGGCCCUCACCAACCUCGUCUUUGCCCGCGUCACCGAUCUCCGCGACGUGAAGUGCUCGGGGAACUGGAUGUGGGGGGCAAAGACAGGGGCGGAAGGUGGGGCGCUGGUGACGGCAUGCGAGGGGCUGGUGGGUCUCCUGCACCGCUUGGGCGUGGCCAUCGAUGGGGGCAAGGACUCGCUCAGCAUGGCCGCCCGCGUCGGCACCGAGACCGUCCUGGCGCCCGGCACCCUGGUGGUCUCAGCCUACGCCGUCUGCCCUGACAUCACGGCCACCGUCACCCCUGACCUCAAGUGUCCUGAUGGCAAAGGAGCCCUACUGUGGGUGCAGCUGAACCCGGGGCGACACCGUUUGGGGGGCAGCGCCCUGGCCCAGGUCUUCUCGCAGUUGGGGGACGCCUGCCCCGACCUGGAGGACCCCGGGGUGCUCGACGCUGCCUUCCGCGUCACCCAGCGCCUCAUCGAAGAGCGGGUGCUGAGCGCGGGCCACGACGUGAGCGACGGGGGGCUGCUGGGCUGCCUGCUGGAGAUGGCCAUGGCCGGCAACUGCGGUCUCCAGGCGGACGUGGCCACCGUCCCCCCCGAUGCCACCCCGCUGGCCGUGCUGUUUGCCGAGGAGCCGGGGCUGGUGCUGGAGGUGCCGGUGGGCACCAGCGUGGACAUCUGCCGCCGCUACCAGGAGGCCGGCGUGCGCUGCGUCCCCAUCGGUCACAGCGGCCCCUACGGGCCCGACGCCACGGUUGAGGUGGUGGUGGCCGGCACGUCCGUGCUGUCCGAGCCCGUGGGUGACCUGCGGGCGGUCUGGGAGGAGACCAGCUUCCGGCUGGAGCGGGAGCAGGCGGCCGUGGACUGUGUGGCCCAGGAGGAGGCCGGGCUGCGCCGGCGCCAAGGACCUACCUUCAACCUCACCUUCGACCCCCUCGAGGAGCUCCCCCUGCUCCAGCACAUGGAGCUGCCGGGGCCGCGGGUGGCCGUGCUGCGGGAGGAGGGCAGCAACGGGGACCGGGAGAUGGCGGCCGCCUUCGUCAUGGCCGGCUUCCAGGUGUGGGACGUCACCACGCAGGACCUGUCCUCGGGCUCUGCCACCCUCGACGGUUUUCGGGGGCUCGUCUUUGUGGGGGGGUUCAGCUACGCCGACGUCCUCGGCUCCGCCAAGGGCUGGGCAGCCGCCGUGCGCUUCCACCCGCGGGUGGGGGGCACCCUCGCCCGCUUCCGCCAGCGCCCCGACACCUUCAGCCUGGGGGUCUGCAACGGCUGCCAGCUGCUGGCCCUGCUGGGCUGGGUGGGGCCCCCCCAAGAGGAGGGGGCCCCCCCCGCGGUGGCGCUGAGCCCCAACCUCUCGGGGCGUUUCGAGUCGCGGUUCGUGGCCGUGAGGGUGGAGCCGGGGCCCUCCCUGAUGCUGCGCGGGAUGGAGGGCGCCUGCCUGGGCGUCUGGGUGGCCCACGGAGAAGGCCGGUUCCAAUUCCGAACUCCCGAGGGGUUGCAGAGGGCGUUGGGGGAGGGGCUGAUCCCCCUUCGUUACGUCGACGAUUCGGGGGUCCCCACGAGCGAGUACCCCCUGAACCCCAACGGGUCCGGGGGGGCGGCGGCUGCGCUCUGCUCGCCCUGCGGCCGUCACUUGGCCGUGAUGCCCCACCCCGAGCGGGGGGUGCGAACUUGGCAAUGGCCUUGGCGACCCCGGGUUUGGGACCGUGGGGAGAUGGGGGGCACGGAAGCUCCUUGGCUUCGGAUGUUCCGGAACGCUCGGGUGUGGUGUUCGAGUUGGCCCCACGGUCGGGUUUGAAGUAGAGGAUUCGUGGUGGUUGACGCAUGGAUGGACCCAUGGAUGGACCCAUAGAUAGACCCAUAGAUGGACACAUGGAUGGACCCAUAGAUAGACCCAUAGAUAGACCCAUAGAUGGACCCAUGGAUGGACACACAGAUGGACACAUGGAUGGACACACAGAUGGACACAUGGAUGGACCCAUAGAUAGACCCAUAGAUAGACUCAUAGAUGGACCCAUGGAUGGACACACAGAUGGACACAUGGAUGGACCCAUAGAUAGACCCAUAGAUAGACCCAUAGAUGGACCCAUGGAUGGACACAUGGAUGGACACAUGGAUGGACCCAUAGAUAGACCCAUAGAUAGACUCAUAGAUGGACCCAUGGAUGGACACACAGAUGGACACAUGGAUGGACCCAUAGAUAGACCCAUAGAUAGACCCAUAGAUGGACCCAUGGAUGGACACAUGGAUGGACACAUGGAUGGACCCAUAGAUAGACCCAUAGAUAGACUCAUGGAUGGACCCAUGGAUGGACACAUGGAUGGACACAUGGAUGGACCCAUGGAUAGACCCAUAGAUAGACCCAUGGAUGGACCCAUAGAUGGACCCAUAGAUGGAACCAUAGAUGGAACCAUAGAUGGACCCAUAGAUAGACCCACGGAUGGACCCAUAGAUGGACACACAGAUGGACACAUGGAUGGACCCAUAGAUGGACCUAUAGAUGGACCCAUGGAUGGACCCAUGGAUGGACCCAUAGAUGGACACACGGAUGGACACAUGGAUGGACCCACAGACGGACCCACGGAUACACGGAUAGACCCACACAAAAGGACCCAUGGAUGGACCCAUAGAUGGACCCACAGACGGACCCACAGACGGACACACAGAUGGACGCAUGGACAGACCCAUGGACGGACCCAUGGAUGGACCUGAAACAUGGGCAGCCCCACGGCUGCCCCGACCCACGGACGGACCCAUGGACAGACCCAUGGACAGACCCAUGGAUGGACCCACGGAUGGACCCACGGAUGGACCUGACCAACGGGCAGCCCCACAGCUGCCCCAUGGUGAGCCCUGACCCACGGACAGACCAACGGAUGGACCCACGGACAGACCCGCCCCACACAUGGACCCACAGCCAGUCCUGCCCCAUGGCCAGCCCCACAGCCACCCCACGGCUGCCCCACAGAGAGCCCUGACCCCACCCCCUCCCCCCUCAGCAGUGACCAAUGGGAGCUGAACCCCAUCUCCUCAUCCACCAAUAGGAAGCCCGGGCCACAGAGGGGGCGGGGCUUGAAUAAAAUGUUCUGGAUACGGUCA